Molecule: messenger RNA, 336 nt
Organism: Trichosporon asahii var. asahii CBS 2479
Lineage: Eukaryota; Fungi; Basidiomycota; Tremellomycetes; Trichosporonales; Trichosporonaceae
Exons: 4
Coding region: 1-336 (111 amino acids)
Source: RefSeq, a predicted model, not a curated record
AUGCUCCGACCAUCACUUCUCCGCCAGGCCGUGCGCACUGGCUCGCUCAUCCGCCCCGCCGCGCGUGCUGGACCCUCCGUCGCGCGCCCCGCCGCUCUUCCCCUCCGUCCCUUCUCCGUCUCUUCUCCGCCCGGAGCCCGGAACGGGGUGCACUUUGUCGACUCGAAGGGUAACCCGAUCAAGACGAUCGAGGGUAACGAGGGCGACGACCUGCUUUCCCUUGCGCACGAGUACGAUGUUGAUCUGGAGGACCCGGAGAGCUUCGACAAGCUUCCUGAGGCCGACGAUGAGGAGAACGACAUGCUCGACCUGGCUUUCGGUCUCGAGGACACGUGA